AUGCCUUUGAUAAAUGCAACAAGACAUCCUCAGUGUGACAUCAAAUAUCUGCCAGUGUCAUACACUGAUAUGGAAACUACUCAAACUACAGUGGUUUUAAUUAAUGAGGAAGAAGGCUACUCACUAAUUAACCCAAAGGUCGUGGAGUUUUUAAUGACUUUUAAUCUUCUAAUUUGUGCCGAGGUGAUCGGGCUGCUGGGCAUUUUAGCGAACUUCAUCACCAUCAGCGUGUUCGCUAAACAAGGCUACGACGACAGUGUGAACAUCACGCUAACAGCGCUGGCUGUCAGCGACAUCGGGUCACUGGUCACGCUACAGAUCUACAACGUGCUGAUGAGUCCCUGGUUGAGCCAGCUAGAUCUGCCGUUCGUCCAGGUAGAUUUGGUUUCCCUUGCGUCAUUCUACCCCCACAACUACUUCGUGCGGGUUGGAGGAUUCAUCACGGCAUUCGCGUCCUUUGAGAGAUGCCUGUGUGUUCUGAUUCCUCUCAAAGUUAAACGCGUCAUCACGAAAAAAGUCUCCGUCUACGUCAAUCUUCUAAUUUUCCUGAUAAUGCUUCUAGACUUAGUCCCUGCUUACUACGUCGUUUACCUAGAUUGGAUCUACGUCCCCGAAUUAAACAGAACCUUACUCAUGGCUGCUUUUCACGAAGAUCCAAACGUAGUAUUUGAUUACUCUUACAUCGUUACAGACUUAUUCAUUCCUUACAUUACCUUCGGCAUCAUCAUCGUCUGCACGUGUGUUGUUGUCGUUAAACUAAAGUCCCGAGCGAUGUGGCGGAGUUCCGUCUCUGUAGUCAAAGACAAGACGAUCCCAGGCAAGGAGAAGAAGCUGGUCCUGAUGCUGGUGGUCGUGUCCGUCAUCUUCACCGUCUGCCUCAUGCCGCAGUCGGCCAUCUUGACGGCCGUGGGGCUGGUGGAUGAGUUGGGUGUACGGGGCCGUAAUUUUGACGUGGCGUUGGUCUGUUAUUCUAUCGCCUACCUGUUUGAAUCGGUCAGUUCGAGCAUAAACCUGAUCGUGUAUUACCGCAUGAGUACUAAGUUCAGGUACACAUUGUUUGAUAUUUUCAAACGGCCUCACAAAUAA
Messenger RNA from Physella acuta, 1086 nucleotides. RefSeq names its product galanin receptor 2b-like. NCBI's taxonomy places the organism in Eukaryota, Metazoa, Mollusca, Gastropoda, Physidae. Gene Ontology annotation, cellular component: membrane. Gene Ontology annotation, biological process: G protein-coupled receptor signaling pathway. The record is from RefSeq and is a predicted model, not a curated record. Gene Ontology annotation, molecular function: G protein-coupled receptor activity.